Molecule: messenger RNA, 8998 nt
Organism: Leptidea sinapis
Lineage: Eukaryota; Metazoa; Arthropoda; Insecta; Lepidoptera; Pieridae
Gene: Hip1
Product: huntingtin-interacting protein 1
Exons: 24
Coding region: 213-4352 (1379 amino acids)
Biological process (GO): endocytosis; actin filament organization; clathrin coat assembly
Cellular component (GO): actin cortical patch; clathrin-coated vesicle
Molecular function (GO): actin filament binding; phosphatidylinositol-3,4-bisphosphate binding; clathrin light chain binding
Source: RefSeq, a predicted model, not a curated record
UAAAUUGCUUAGAAUAUAUAUGAAUUUAGUAUAGAAAUGAUUAAUUCGAUUUAACUCAUCUUAAAUUUGUGUUAAUAAACCAGAGUGGAGUAUAUCUCUAAUUCUCUAGUGCUAAAUUUAAAUAAAUAAGUGACAAGUGUAAAUUGUUACUUUUCCAAUAGUUUUAUUUAUAUUGCCAAACAGAUUAAUAAGCUAAGUGUUAUCUUAGACCUAUGGCGUCCUUAUCAUUACCAAGAGUGCUACAGUUGAAGAAAAAUAGCCUUGACGCCGAACGUGAACAGUUCGAAAAGUUCCAGACAUUGGCCAUUCAAAAGGCGGUCAAUUCGAUCGAGACACCGGUGAAAGAGAAACAUGUCAGAAGCACAAUCAUUGGCACGUUUCAAGAGCAGAGCGCCGCCACGUAUUGGAUGGUCGCGAUACGGCAGCCCCUGCAAGACAACCGCAUUGUGGCCUGGAAGUUCUGCCACGUGACACACAAGCUGCUACGUGAGGGACACCCCGCCUGUCUGGAUGACUCACAGCGCCACAUCCCUAUGAUAGAGAACCUCGGCAAGUUGUGGAUGCACCUCAGGGAAGGCUACGGUAGAUUGAUCCACCUCUACUGCAUUCUGCUAAUGAGCAAAUUGAAGUUCCACGCAAGAAACCCAAGGUUCCCGGGAAACUUGCAGCUCACAACGGAAGAAUUGGAUUCCAUCACCGAAAAUGAUGUUAAUAUUUACUUCCAGCUCUGUGUUGAACUAUUCGAUUAUAUGGAUGAUAUUCUUAAUUUACAAGCCGCAGUGUUCGACAGCCUGGGCAACGCGCGCGCCAACUCGAUGACGGCGAGCGGCCAGUGCCGGCUGGCGGCCCUCAUCCCGUGUGCGCAGGACUCGUCCCAGAUCUACGACCUCAACGUGCGCCUGCUGUUCCGGCUGCACGCCGCGCUGCCGCCCGACACGCUGGCCGGACACAGGGAGAGAUUCCGACAGCAGUUCAAGAAGCUGAGUUCGUUCUACAAGCACGCGAGCAGCUUGCAGUACUACAGAAACCUCUUGACGCUUCCUGUACUGCCGUCAAACCCACCUAACUUCCUCCUUCAGAGUGACUUCGGUACCUACGUGACCCCAGUCGUGUCCAUCCCGGAGCUUCCGCCAGAUGAAGUGGACACGGUUGGCUCGCUCAUCGACACAUCUGAUACUAUGAGCCAGGUGAUACCGGAACGGUCGGACUCGUUAGAUACCCGCACCACGCCGUCGCCUGUGCCCGACCCCAUACUGGAGCGGGACAAACUGAUCGAGCAUCUGCAGAACGAACUCAGGAGGAUGAGGACGGAUGUAUCACAGAUAGUGCAGGAGAGGAACACGAUGCUUGGUUCAAUGCGGGAACACUCCACGCGAAUUGAGGCACAAUUGCAAGCUACUAAGAAUGAGCUUGUGGAAGAGAGGCAGAAAGCUGAUACACUGGCUGUUGAAAUUCCAGUAAUUCAAAAGAGGCUUAAGGAAACCGAAGAAAAGGCUAAAGUGACAGACGAUAAAUUCCAAAAGUUAAAAGGUGCAUACACACAACUGCGAGAAGAACAUAUUAAUCUUAUAAGACAGAAAGCUGAAGUUGAUAAAUUGACGACAAGUCUCCGAGCGGCCGCAGCUCAACAUGAAAGUGCCAAAACGAUGUUACAACAACAGCUGAAUGACCAAAUGAAAGAUGUUGAACUCCUUCAGCAAAAAGCAUCGUCAAGUGAAGAGGUUGAAGCGUAUAAGACGGAAUUACUUAAUCUCAGAAGUGACCUCGAACAGUCUCGGCAAAAAGAAGUUGAAUUGGAAACAUUGAAAGCCUCAAUGGAAGCAUUGCAAAUAGAACAAAAAACAACUACUGCAGAACAAGAAGAGAAAAUUUCUUUUAUAACGAAUGAAUUAAAAGAACUGUCUGAAAACUUUGAAAGAAUAAAAAAAGAAAAAGCCGAAAGAGAUGAAGAAAUAGCUAAAGUAAAAGAUGAAUUGAAUAGUGUAAGAGACAAAAGUGGCGAAGAGUAUAAAAAAGUUUGCGAAGAAAAGGAUACAGCACUUAAACAAUUAUCAGAGUUAACUAUUAAAUAUCAGCAGGAGAAAGAGGCUCACACUCAUCAUACUAAUAAUUUAGACUCAGAAAUUGAACUUUUGACUAAGAAAUUAAAUGACGCUGAAGUUUCUUUACAAAACGAAUGCAGACAUACUAGUGAAUUACUAAAAGAUAAAAGAUCUGAAUACCAGAAUAGUUUAAAUAAAAAAGAUUUAGAGAUUAAAGAAUACGUGGACCAAAUUACUGCUUUUAAAGACAAACUAGUAAACUCGACAACAACUUACGAAAAUGCUAUAUUGUGUAAAGAACAAGAAAUAAACAAGUUACGGAUAGACAUAGAGGAAAUCCAGAAAGAGACUGAAUUAUCCACUUCCAGUUUACAAUUAGAAUUAGAAUCAAAAAAAUCUGAGCUUGAAAAAGUACUUUCUGAUAAACUACGCCUUGAUAAUUUGUUGUCUGAAGAACGAUCAAAAGUAAUUGACUUCCAAUCUAAAUUGGAAGACGCAAAACGUGAAAAGAUUGAGGAGUUAUCACGGCUUCAGACGAAAAUUGAAGCGAUGGCUGUAGAAUACAAAUCAGAACUAAAUGAAAAGUUAAAUUUGAACUUCAUGUUAGACACACUCAAAACUGAUAAACAGGUUCUCCAAAAUGAAAUUGAACGAUUAACAUCUGAACGAAUUGAACUCGGCAAUAAAAUCGAAACAAUUAUCACCGAAAAAAAUAAAAUGGAGAAUGAUUUAAAAUACGAAAUGUAUGAAUUAAAAAUAGAACAUGAUAAGUAUAAAACUGAAAAAGAUAAAGAAGUGAAAUAUUUAUCAAUAAAACUAAAUGAUUUAGAAAUUGAUUCACAAAGAGAAAGCAUUGAAAAAGCUAAUGUGAUCGAGGAGUUAAAAAAAGAAAUUGAAAUGUUCAAAUCUAAUUUGUUACUUUUGAAGAAGAAAAGUUUGGAUGAAAAAGAGAAAUUAGAACGCGCCGUUGAUGAGAAAAUAAAUGAAGUGCAGUUGUUGGAAGCUAGGCUUGAGCAUACUGAGGAGGGGAGAUUGAAUGCCGAGUGUGAAUUGCAGGAUUUAUUGCAACAAAAUACAGUGCUAGAAGCGGAUUUGGCAACACUCAAGAUACAACUGGAGGAGGCGCAAAACGAAAUUAAAAAGCAAAGCUCGAAAAUACUGAGUUGUGCUGGUGAGGCGGCGUUAGAAGUGACGAAUUCUGCCAUAUUGAAUCUAGAAAAUUCUAACACGCAAGAUGCUAACAAGCUAGCGGCUGAACUAGCUGCAAAGGCGUUUGAAGAAUUAUCUAGAAAGUCUCAGGUGGAAGGCGCAGAGGAUAUUCUUGCAAAAUCAGCAAUAUUCGCAGCGCACAAUACAGCACAGCUUUCAGCAUAUGCGGCCGAAGUCACCAACCUGUCCACUGAUGCACAGCUUGUCGAUAAAAUAAACAACGAGUGCCGCAACAUGCUGUCCACGACGCGGCAAUGCCUGGAGUCACUCCAGGGCGGCGCAGUAGACCGCGGGCUGUACGCAGCGGCGCUGAGCACCGUGCGAGCCGUGUGGGCCAGUGCGGGCGUGGCCGAGCGCGCGGGGGGCGGAGCCCGCACCGUGGACGACGAGCUGGCGGACAUGGACCGCGCCAUCGAGCACGCGGCCACGCAGAUUGAGAAUAUGUUAGCAGCUAGCAAAGCGGGUGACUCCGGUGUUAAGCUGGAGGUGAACAGCAAGAUCCUGGACGCGUGCACUACUCUCAUGGCAGCCGUGAAGGUGCUGGUGCAGGAUGCCAGGCGGCUGCAGAACGAGCUGGGUGACGUGAAGACCAGGCAGAAGAUGUACAGGAAGAACCCACAGUGGUCCGAAGGGCUCAUAUCGGCCGCAAAAUCGGUCGUCUUUGCUGCUAAGCUCUUGGUGUCGAGCGCAGACGAGGCGGUUGGCUCGGCGGGCGGGAAGGUGGAGGGUGUGAUCGCGGCCGCGCACGAGGUGGCGGGCGCCACGGCCCAGCUGGUGGCGGCCUCCCGCGCGAGAGCUGCGCCCGCCGCGCCCGCCCUGGCCGCGCUCACGACGGCGUCGCGGGCCGUCGCCGCCGCCACCGGCGCGCUCGUGGCCGCCGUCCGCGCCGCCGGCUCGCUGCUGACUGAGAGAGAAGCUCUGGAUACAUCGGCGCUGACGUUGACGGCGACGCGGCGGCUGGAGAUGGAGAGUAAAGUGCGAGCGCUGGAGCUGGAGGUGGCCCUCGACUCGGAGCGGGCGCGACUCGCGGCGUUGCGCAAACGGCACUACCACCUGGCACACGCCGAGGAGAACGGCAAUAUAGAAAACGGAAAGGAGUAGGAUGACAACAGAACAUUUUGUUUAUAUCUUACACAAACUGAAACCUUGAAAAUUAAACAUUCUUUUAUGCAUUUAGAAAUAGAGAAAAUAGUAUUAUGUAAGAUAACUAAGAAGUAGGUAUCGAAAAUAUACCUAUACAAUUUAUUGCCUGUUAACUAAGUGUACACUAUUUUAAUUUAGUUCUUCCGUAAUAUUUGUUUAUACCUGUUUCGUUAUCGUCUUGAAAGUAUUUUCCAAUUCGUCUGGAAAUUUCUAAUAAUGCUUGUAUCCGUCACUGUUGUAUUGUUCACCGCCCAAAUCAAAGCGCUGUGAAAAGUGCAAUCAAUGCGUUAGCGGAACAACCGAAUAUUGAGUUUUUUCAAAAUUGUAAGGUUAUGUGAAUAAGACACAUUAUCUAUGAAAGUGCAGUAAUCUUAUGACUAAAUGUAAGAAUAAUAUCAUAAAUGUAUCUAGAAUUACGAGACGUCUACUUACAUCAUCCAGCCCAAUGGAGUGCAUAUAAUUUGGAGAUACAACAUUUUUCAACUUUAUUUUUUACAAUUAGGAAUAUGCCUACAUCAAUUUCCGAUUAUAAUAUUUAUUCAAAUAUUUUAAAACGAUGCUGUUGAUUAGAUCGAAAGAAAAGUAAACGUGUCUUUGGUUUUAUGGACUAUGACGUCAUAGUACAUAACAACCGAGUGUGUCAAAAUGGCAAAUAAUUUUUUUAAACUAUUGUCCUUGAAUAUUUUUAUUAUGUUAAUAAUUAGGAUGGAGAAACUAUUAAGCAUAUUAACUGUCUUUUUGUAUUUGGUGCACUAAAAUGUGUUCAGUUUUGUAACUACAUAGUUAAGAGGUAGACGUCUUAUUUUUUGUAUGGAGAACCAAAAGUAAUAUGGUAAAGUUAAGUGGUCGGUAUCGCACACGAAACACGUCAGUGGUUUUUAGUUAUUGUCUCCAUAAUAAGGCUCAUUCCAUAGAUUGGUUGUACCGUCGACAAAAGUGACUUUGCUGAUAAUUCUUUUAAAAUCAUAAUAACAGUUUAUAUUUGCACGAAAAAGAUUUUAAAACAAUUGGUCAGUAUCUAAUAAAAUUAUUAAUGUUACUUGGGAAAUGUAUGUUCAAGCGAAUUUCGAAUUUUGUUUAUAACAUCUGUAGGAAAUUGAUAUUACAGUGGGUCACGAUUCAAAUAUGUCCAUAGAUACAUAAAUACAUGGUAGAAAGUUUCUUGAAAAGAGCACUGGUCUAAGAUUGAUGAGCUCGAGACCGGCAACAGAGAAAGGAGUUUUGUAGAUUUUAUGUUAGUGCUUUUUGUUAAUGGAAACAUGUGUCUGAGAUAAUAAAUUUCUGAUACUCCUGUUAUUAUUAAUCUUAGUGUUAGUAAGCAGAUUACCCAGUUAGUCUGAUGUGUUGAAUAAACAUCGUUUUCUUCUUGUAUGUGUACAUUGGGCUGUGUACAUUGCUAAUGUAGAAAUUAGGCAAAUCCAUGACUCUAGAACUAGAUAGCCUAGUAUUGGAGAUUAGUAUAUUUUUAAUAGGAUUUUUUAACCGACUUCAAAAAAGGAGGACGUUCUCAAUUCGACUGAUGUUUUUUAUGUUUGUUAACUCAGAACUAACCUCGACUGUGUGAACCGACCUCGAUAAUUCUUUUUUUUUGAAAGCUGGUGCUUCCCGUGUGGUCCCAUUGCAAUUUGGUCCAGAUCUGGCAGUGGCAUCCAUGAAAAAACCAUAAAAGUGUUAAAUUUGCAUUCAUCAUGUGCGCGCAAAUGGACGAAUAACUCGAUAUCACGCCAAGCGAUUUUGUUGAAUCUUUUUUUAUCGGAAAGGAUGUAUUUCAAGGGUAGUUUGAUGAGAGUUUUGUUAGGUUCUGAUUGUGGGGUCCAUGACAGAGUCCUCGGAACUCUUCAAUUCUUAGGAGUAAAUUAACGAUACUCAGCGGAAUAUUUGAGUCACUUACCGUAAUGUGGUUAUGGUCAAGUAAUUGUAGUCGAAUAUGAUGAUCAAUGGAACUCCUUAACGACAUAAAGUAUAUUUUGAGGUACCCAUUUCGUAUCAUUUAGUGUCUUUAUACUUAUAAAAAAUACCCUAAAGCCAUAUUAAACUUAUAAAUAAACACCAUUCAUUAAACUCAACCAAUACUUAUGUAUAUUUACCAGUGGGAGGCUCCUUUGCAUAGGAUGCCAGCUAGAGUAUGGGUACCACAACGGCGCCUAUUUCUGCCGUGAAGCAGUAAUGUGUAAGCAUUACUGUGUUUCGGUCUGAAGGAGGCCGUAGUUAGUAAAAUUACUGGGCAAAUGAGACUUAUCAUCUUGUCUCAAGGUGACGAGUGCAGUUGUAGUGCCGCUCAGAAUUUUUGGGGUUUCAAGAAUCCUGAGCGGCACUGCAUUGUAAUGGGCAGGGCGUAUCAUAUACCAUCAGCUGAACGUCCUGCUCGUCUUGUCCCUUAUUUUCAUAAAAAAAUGUAUUACAAGAAAACAUACAUUAAUUAAUUAAAAAAUACUUACUACAAACAAAGUUACCCAGUUUUUUCCAGAAUAAGUAAUACUUACCAAUGAUAAUAGACAUUUGACAUUGUAGCUAGAGAUAUGUCAUUGUUAAUAUAAUGCUCGCUUUAUACCUUUCUUUAUUUAGUAUUGUGUGUGGAUUAAUAUACUGUACUCAGUACCUUUGUGCUUAUUUUUUUUUUUUAUUAAUUUACUUUUAAUUUCUUACUCUUAAGUCAUGACAUUUUAUUAAUUUUGUUGUAUAGCUUUAUAGAGAUAGUAUUUUAAGAAAAAUGUAAAACAUAACAGCUAUAAAUGAUUUAAAAAAGUGGCAAUAAGUUUCUUGCCACUUGUUAUUAUUAAACCUCCACCUUUUCCAAGUCCUGGUAAAUACUAAAAUGUAUGUAUAACUUUUGACAUAAGUGUCAUUUCUAUGACCUGAAUGAAGUGAUCACUGAUUUAGUUACACCCGACCUGUCUAUCUGUAAAUACAGCUGUUGCUAUAUUAAUAUAUAAACUAUUUAAUACGUCUAGAUCAUAGGUUCGUGGAACGUGGGCGAUAACGCCCCCUUGUGGGCGUUUGAGACUUUCGGGGGGGCAGUAGGAGACCCAGAGAAAAUUAGGGGGCAUUGAGAUGGCGCAGAUGGGGCGUGGGUAGAUUAAAAAAUGUAGUCUAAAAAGGCAAAAAAAUACUCUAGAAAAAAACAUAUUCUCAAAGUGGGCGGUGAGCAAAAUAAGAUUGAGAAACUAUGGUCUAGAUAGACUGCGACAGCUGUGAGCACGUCAAAAAAAUAGCGGUGAACUGUGAGCCCUUAUUUUCAAUUUUUUUAAAAGCGUAGCUUGUCAUGCACACUAAAGUAAUAAACUUGGUCUGUUUUCAUACGUAGAACAGCAAGAGACCCUAUCCAGACGUAAAAGUUAUGUAAGAUUAAUAUAUAUAUAUAUUAGUAACAACAGCUUAUAACAUAUUAUAGAUUAAUCAAAAUAAGUGCUUAUUUACAAUGUAUAUUAUAACUCAAUUUAAUGACUAUCAAUGCUUUCAUUAAAAUUUUAUUUGUCUUCGGUAAUAAAAUAAGUUUGCUAAAUAAAAUAUGCUAAAUUAUUAAAGUUAAAUUCCUACGGUUUUGUGUGUCGUAAUUGUUACCUUUAUUGGGAAUCAACAUUCGUAAGUUUAAUGUUUUUUUAUUGUGACUGUAUGAUUAUGUUUUUCGUGAGAUGUUUUUUUCAAUAGAUUACUUAGGUAUAUUGAACUUAUUAAUCAACUCCGCCCACAUUUUUAUAACUGAAAAUAACAUGAGACAAACCUACAUAAUUAUUAAUCCACUUAUUCAUAAUGGUUCGCUAACUUUAAACAGUCGGUUAGGAGUGUUUUUCUCAUUCUGACUUAGGUCAAUAGAAGAAGACAGAGUGAGAAUUAGCAAUGCUUUAAGUUAGCAGACUAUUAUGAAUAAGGGGGUAUUGUCUUAAAACGUCUGUGUAUUUGUAGUUAUAUCGAGUUCAUGAUAAAAAUUUGUAUCAAUUAUUUUAUGAGACAAUAAAAUUUACAGUGUCCGUUAGGUCUUGGUGCUUUUUUUAGAAUACACCCAACAAGUCAAAUAUUAGUAGUAGCUAGCGAUUGGGAAACUUCGUGUGCUAGAAACCUAUGGAUACAUAUGUGAUGACUUUAGGUUUUACUGAUUAUAAACCAUGAUGACCGUAGUGGCCUAACUACAUAUUUUCAAAACUCAGUUUACAUUGUCUAAAACUUAAUCAUUUCGGUAGAACCAGGAAAAAUAACCUAAAAAUGGUAUAAUUUAUUGUAUCACUCAAUACCUAGUUCUACUAAUAUAAUAAAAAGGUUAGACAUGGUUCCCGUGGCCUCUUUUAAGAAUUUGAUUGUAUUUAAACCUAGGUUAGGUUUAAACUAAGACUUUUUGGUGAUAUAAUUACUGAAAGUAGUUAAACAAUUUUGAUUGAUAGUUAUCGGUUAUCAUGAUCAUUCAGUUUGGUGGUUUUAACCUUGAAGUUUAUAUUAAACUAUAUCUACAUAACUAAUAUAGGACAGAAAUAUACUAAAGAAUACUUUAAUUUGUAUUAUAAGUUAUAAAAUGUAUUAGCGUUUUUAUAUGUUCUAAUAAAACACCAAUUAUAUUUAUUUAUAUUGGAUUUGUAAUUUACUAUAUUGUAAUAAAAUUAUACUUAUUGUAA